UAACCGCCGUUGAUGUCCCUUCCGAAGAAAAAUCAUGCCCUCCUGCACCCAUCAAACGGUGGAAAAUCGAAGUUAUCUAUCCACGUGUGAUGUACCAGAUCACAGAUGCAAUGAAUAGUACGCCAUAGUUGCAACUAUAUCUGAAGAAAGAACCAUCUGUUCUUUGUUAUGGUCUUACUACCAAAGACAGAACCAAAGAAAACCCAUAAAAGGCCAAAAGAAUUACUAUUAAAAGAAGGGUUUUUUCCUUUCUUAAUUUGGAAGCUCCAUUGAAGCCAAACAAACGCCCAAGACCUCCUCAACCCAGAUGCAACCGACACCUGCCGGUACAAGUGGCAGUGGUGGUGAACUGAGUCGAGGUGGACUCGCCCGAUUCCGCUCAGCUCCGGCCACCUGGUUAGAGGCACUACUCGAGGGAGAAGAAGAAGAAGACGACCCGUUAAAGCCCAACCAGAGCUUAACUCAGUUACUUGCAGGUUCCAACUCUUCCACACCCACUUCCAGAGGAGACUCUGCAAGCUUUGCUUCGUCGGCCGAUCCGGGGCUGUUUGAGUCCGGCUCCUCCGCCGGGUUCUUCAGGCAGAACAGCUCUCCGGCUGAGUUUCUAGGGAAUUCCGGUGUUGGGUCUGAUGGGUACUUCUCCAACUUUGGUAUUCCACCAAAUUACAACUUUGUGUCGCAGAGUAUUGACUCUCCUCCGGGGAGUAAGCGGGCGAGGGAGGUGGAAGCACACCACUUGACUGCAGCAAAAUUUCCUUCUCAGCUGAAAGAGGAGCAAGGUGGUUUGAUAGAUAUGGAGAUGGAAAAGCUUUUGGAGGAUUCAGUUCCUUGCCGGGUUCGGGCAAAACGUGGUUGUGCUACGCAUCCUCGAAGCAUUGCUGAGAGGGUUCGAAGGACUAGAAUAAGCGACCGCAUAAGGAAACUUCAGGAGCUGGUGCCCAACAUGGAUAAGCAAACAAACACCGCAGAUAUGUUAGAAGAGGCAGUAGAGUAUGUUAAGUUUCUUCAAAAUCAGAUUCAGGCAAAUGACUAGAUGGUAAGAGGUAUGAGAUUGAAAAGAAUAAAUAGGAAAUACAAUUGGACUGGAUAUGAUGUUUAACUGAAGUGCAAAACGGAAGGCAUAUUUUUCACAAAUUGAACAUCCCGGACAUGGCAGGAACUUUCUGAGCAUCAACGGAAAUGCAAAUGCGUAGUCAAAGAUUAAGCAGAAGAAGAAAUUAAAAAUGGUUCCCCCAAUCAUGUGUAAUGAUCUGAUUUUGAGGUCCCAAGGUUCAUCAUGGUAAAUUUGCAAUUAAUAUCCUCCGUUCUCUUAGCUAUUCACCUUGUAAUUACAAGAUCCAGUACUUCUCUUCGAUAUGUAGAUUUCAGGUUCCAUAGGUUUAAGAUCAGGACUAUCUGCUUCAUCUUGGCAAAACUCGCUCUUCGAAGUCUUCUUAGUAUGGUUGUACUUUCUACUGAAAAAAAAAAAAAGUGGUAGUAGCAAAAUAAUGUACACAUUAAUAUAUUUUUUCAAUUGUUGCUCCAUAGGCUUCCUUAUUUAGGAUACAUGUUUUUCAUAUUCACACUGUAUUUGGAAAAUAUGUAUUUUCAUAGUUUACUUAUCAAGAAGCUAUGGGAUGGAUAAGAUCUUUUUUA
Corylus avellana is the source of this 1635-nucleotide messenger RNA. Its product is annotated as transcription factor bHLH80. The record is from RefSeq and is a predicted model, not a curated record. NCBI's taxonomy places the organism in Eukaryota, Viridiplantae, Streptophyta, Magnoliopsida, Fagales, Betulaceae. Gene Ontology annotation, cellular component: nucleus. Gene Ontology annotation, molecular function: protein dimerization activity; RNA polymerase II cis-regulatory region sequence-specific DNA binding; DNA-binding transcription factor activity, RNA polymerase II-specific. Gene Ontology annotation, biological process: regulation of transcription by RNA polymerase II.